This is a messenger RNA of Asparagus officinalis (garden asparagus), 4044 nucleotides long. Its product is annotated as lisH domain and HEAT repeat-containing protein KIAA1468 homolog. The coding region runs from base 147 to 3707 and encodes 1186 amino acids. Gene Ontology annotation, biological process: intracellular cholesterol transport. Gene Ontology annotation, cellular component: trans-Golgi network; recycling endosome. The record is from RefSeq and is a predicted model, not a curated record. Gene Ontology annotation, molecular function: protein binding. Lineage: Eukaryota; Viridiplantae; Streptophyta; Magnoliopsida; Asparagales; Asparagaceae. The transcript is spliced from 20 exons.
AUUUGACCGCAGCUCCGGCUCGUCCCAUUUACCCAGGCGUCGACCCUGUUUCAUUCAUCAGAUCUCAAAUACUCAGAACUCAAUACCUCGAACUCCGUUAAAAUCGAUGUGAAGAGAUUCGAGAUUCGAGAUCGAGGAAUCGAGCGAUGGACGUGGAGAGAUCCUCUCUCUGCAACUGCGUCGUCAACUUCCUGCUCCAGGAGAAGUACCACCUCACCGCCUUCGAGCUCCUCCACGAGCUUCUAGAAGACGGCCGCCAUGAUCAGGCCAUCCGCCUCCGCGAGUUCUUCUCCGAUCCCAACCUGUUUCCCUCCGAUCAGAUCUCUAGAUUCAAUUCCCUUCGAGUUGCAGACCCUCAGAUUUUGCUUGAAGAGAAAGAAACAGUAGAAGAAAAUUUGGCAAUCAGUGAAUAUGAACUUCGUUUAGCGCAAGAAGACCUCUCAAGGCUGAAGGAAGAGUUACAAAAGCAAAAGGAAUCUCUUCCAGAUGGCGAGAAUGGAUCUCAUCUAAAUGUUAAUGCUGCCGAUGGUCCUGCAAGUGAAGAGGAUAAGAGGGGGAGCUCACUUUCAUCUUUAGGUCCUCUUAAGGAUGCUGAACGUAAAGACAUCAAUUGUGCUGUCAAGGAGUACUUGCUUUUUGCUGGUUACCGACUUACAGCCAUGACCUUUAUUGAGGAGGUUACAGACCAAGAUCUUGGUGUUUGGCCAAAAAGUUCAGCUUGUGUAUCUGAUGCUUUGCGCCGUUACUAUUAUCAAUAUCUUUCAGCCACCACAGAAGCUGCUGAGGAGAAGAUGUCCAUUCUUAGGGAAAAUGAGUCCCUAGCUAAAGAAAAUGAGCGGCUUAAUUAUGAAAAAGAUACCUUACUUAGGAAUAAGGAAUUGGUCGAUGGUCAGAUUGUUGUUUUAACAAAGACCCUGGAAACUGCACAAAAGGAUCUAAAAGACAGAGAGAUUCUGCUGCAAAGUUUGAGAAAAACACUAGAGCAUCAGAGGAAGGAACUAAAUGAUUGCAGAGCUGAAAUCACUUCACUUAAGAUGCACAUUGAAGGGUCCAGGGCUAGUCGGAAUCGGGCUACAGGAGAAAAUGAAAAUGUACAAUUACUUGAAGUCAAUAACUACGUGGAUGAUCUAAAAUCUACUCAUAAUGACACAGAAAAAAUGGAGGGAGCAGACAUCACUUCCACAGCUUCACAGUCUGGUACAAACUCGAACGAAGAUUCGCUGCCUGGGGAGAAGGUUGUUCAGAUGAAUGAAGAAAUAGUAUUACCUAAUUCUGUUGAUUCAAUGUCUGGUUUGUAUGUUGGGAAUGCAGAAAGUCAACCCCUUGAUCAAGAUGGUAGAAAGAACAUUAAUACUACUUCAGACCAGUUAAUAAAUUCUUGUAAUGGUGAUGUUGACAGCAAAGAGAAUGCUCAUGACCACCUCUUUAAACCACUAUCUGAAGACGUUGGAUUAACAUAUAAAGAAGAUAGUCCCAAACGAGGAACAACUGGGGCUUUGGAGUCCAUCCAGAUACUUUCAGAUGCAUUGCCUAAGAUUGUUCCCUAUGUUCUAAUCAACCAUCGUGAGGAGCUUCUUCCUUUAAUCAUGUGUGCUAUUGAGCGCCAUCCGGACAGUACUGUCAGAGAUUCGUUAACUCACACAUUGUUUAAUCUUAUUAAACGCCCAGAUGAACAGCAGAGGCGCAUUAUAAUGGAUGCCUGUGUAACCCUUGCUAAGAAUGUGGGAGAAAUGAGGACAGAAACUGAAUUGCUUCCCCAGUGCUGGGAACAGAUUAAUCACACAUACGAGGAAAGGAGGCUACUAGUUGCCCAGUCUUGUGGAGAACUUGCAGAAUUUGUUCGGCCUGAAAUCCGUGACUCUCUCAUUUUAUCCAUUGUCCAGCAACUAAUUGAAGAUGCUGCCACAGUCGUGAGAGAGGCUGCAGCUCAUAACCUGGCAUUGCUUCUUCAGCUCUUCCCAAAUAGGGACAAAUAUUUUAAGGUUGAGGAGUUGAUGUUUCAGUUGGUCUGCGAUCCCUCAGGGUUAGUAGUUGAGACAACCCUAAAAGAACUUGUUCCUGCAGUAAUAACUUGGGGAGGCAAAUUGGAUCAUAUUCUACGUGUUGUACUAUCCCACAUCUUGGGUUCUGCUCAGCGGUGUCCGCCUCUAUCAGGGGUUGAAGGUUCUGUAGAUUCACACCUUCGUGUUUUAGGUGAAAGAGAGCGCUGGAAUAUUGAUGUGCUAUUACGUAUGUUGAUGGAGUUACUUCCAUUUGUUCAUCAGAAAGCUAUUGCAAGCUGCCCUUUUACCACUACUAUGGAAUCUCUUAGUGCUUCUCAACAAGCAAAUUCCUUUUUCUCCACUUCUGUGCUUCAACUGUAUGCUGGGGGUCAUAUGGAGUGGCCGCAAUUUGAUUGGAUGUAUGUUGAUUGUUUCCCUGAUCUUAUUCAACUUUCCUGCAUGUUACCUCAGAAGGAAGAUAAUUUAAGAACUCGAAUUACAAAGUUCCUUUUGGAUGUAAAUAUACUCUUUGGGGAUGAUUACGUUGAACACAUAAUGCUUCCUGUUUUCCUGGUCGCCAUCGGGGAUUGUGAUAGUGCUGAUUUGACAUUUUUUCCUCCGUCUAUCCACUCAAGAAUCAAAGGUUUGCGACCUAAAACUGCUACAGCUGAGAGGCUUGCUAUCAUGUGUGUGCUUCCACUAUUGUUAUCUGGUAUAUUGGGUGCUCGUAGUAGUAAUGAACAACUUUCAGAAUACUUGCGAAAGCUAUUAGUGAACAAUACAAUUAGUGAUGAUUCCUGGUCUGGUUAUCGUGUUGCUGAGGUUAUCGAUGCCGUCCGCUUCCUUUGCACAUUUGAAAAGCAUCAUGGAGUCAUUUUCAAUGUUCUCUGGGACAUGGUUGUGAGCUCCAAUGCUGAUAUGAAGAUUGAGGCUGCAAAUCUUUUAAAAGUCCUGGUGCCCUAUGUCGAUGCUAAAGUCGCAUCAACUCAAGUUUUGCCAGCACUUGUCACUCUUGGCUCCGAUCAAAAUUUAGAUGUUAAAUAUGCAAGUAUAAACACGUUUGGAGCUGUUGCUCAGUAUUUCAAAGAUGACAUGAUCGUUGAAAAAAUACGCAUACAGAUGGAUGCUUUCCUAGAAGACGGAUCACUCGAAGCUACAAUUUCUGUUAUACGUGCAUUAGUUGUGGCAGUACCACAUACGACAGAGAGAUUGCGAGAAUAUCUUUUGUCGAAGAUAUUCCAGCUUACAGCCCUUCCAUCCCAUGGAAAGGAUGUUGUACGUCGUCGUGAGAAAGCAAAUGUGUUUUGUGAAGCAGUACGCGCUCUUGAUGCUACAGAUCUUCCAUUAACUAGCGUCCGGGACCUCCUCAUACCAGCCAUAACCAACCUACUCAAGGACCCAGACUCACUAGAUCCAGCUCACAAGGAAGCCUUAGAAAUCAUAAUGAAGGAGAGAUCAGCCGGAGCAUUUGAGAGCAUAAGCAAAGUAAUGGGGGCCCACCUCGGGAUCGCAACAUCGGUUACCAGCUUUUUUGGUGAAGGCGGCCUUAGAGGAAAGAAAGACAUUGCAGACCCACAAGAGACUAUUAUUAGUUCCCCUCCUCAACCGAGCCCUUCAGCUACUCAAGAUGGCACGAGGUUUCAGCGAAUGAUGAGAGGUGGGCUUGGGGAGAUGUUACGAGGCAAAGGGAAGGGACCUGAGGAUUCUCCUGGCAAGCCCGCCUAAAUUUGCAUCUUAUGAGUUUGCAUGAAUCUUCUCUUUGAAUUUUGAAGUUGUGGCCUCGUCAUUCAAUUCAACUUCCAUAGGACGGUCUAGUGAUUAAUACGUAUUAUGUUUGUUUCGAUCUCUGAGGAUGUGCUUGGGCAUUCUAUUAAGAGUUGUUAUGAUCUGUUGCUUCAUUUAUACAUUGAUGCUAGAUGAGAUAAAUGUGUGGUGUAGUUAUAAGCAGUUUCUUCUGUUGCAUAAUUAUUUAAAAUGUAUGUAUAUAAUUGAGGACUUGUACCUACUUGAAGAGUAACUUGUAUUUCAAGAAGCAUGAGGUUAGCGCACUUUCAUCGCAGAA